AUGUUAAAGAAUAUAGAAGGAUAUGCAUCAACUAUAAAAUCAUUAUCAAAACACGAUGAUGAUUCAAUUGACAGGUUAGUUUAUAUAAAUAUAUUUAUCUAAACUGAUUUUUAUUUUUCUUCAGAUUAAAUUAUGUGACAACAACAUCAAUAAUAAUUGCAUUGGCAACAUUAUUAUUUGCAAAAAGUUAUGUUGGAGAACCAAUGCAAUGUUGGGUUCCAACACAAUUUAAAAAUGGUUGGGAAUCUUUUACGGAACAAUACUGUUUCAUUGAAAACACAUAUUUCGUUCCGAUGAAUGAAACAAAUCUUCCGGCUGCAAAUACGCGAGAAGAUCGAGAAAUGAUAUAUUAUCAAUGGGUUCCCUUCAUUCUUAUUAUUAUGGCUUUAUGUUUUUGUAUUCCUCGUGCUUUUUGGAUUAUUUUCCCAUCUUAUAGUGGAUUGACUAUUGCUGAUAUUAUUAAAGCAGCAAGAACAUCUGGAAAGAAAUUGGAAGAAGCACAAGAUGCUAUUGGUAUGUGAAUAAUGCAUUUGUGUUUUCUAAAGGCAGCUACAGUAAUUUCGUGUUUUUCACGUUUUUGUGUACAGUAGGAUUUGAUCUUUCAUUUUCUUUUAACAUUGUAUCUCUAUAUUUUGAUUAGAUCAAUUUAAGUCAAAGGAUUCGUGGGUGGCCUCGGUGAACAGCCAUAGCUGUUUUGACCAAAUUGAAAUUCGAUUAAAUAUUUUCAGAUAUUUAUGCGAAACAAGUGAACAUUCGGACUGACGAACCACAAACAAGAACUUCAGGUUCUCACAUUUUCAAUUACUAUAUUGCGAUGAAAGCAUUAAUUUUAUUGAAUGUGACUCUUCAAUUCUUCUUCCUCAAUCGUUUUUUAAAUACUUCUUAUACACUUUGGGGUUGGGGAAUAUUCUGGGACAUGAUUCAUGGAAGACAUUGGCAAGAAAGUGGACAUUUUCCAAGAGUAAGUUUUCCUAACCUUUUUUUUCUUUUAAUACUUUUUUUCAAGGUAUCUUUCUGUGAUAUAAAUGUUCGUGAACUGGGAAAUAUCAAUCAUUGGACAGUUCAAUGUGUUUUGAUGGUAAAUAUGUUCAAUGAAAAGAUCUUCAUUUUCCUAUGGUUCUGGUUCGCAUUUUUGUUGAUUGUUACAUCGGGUAAUUUCAUUAUGUGGACAUGGAGAAGAUUUGUUUCUGGAAGUCAACUUCAAUUUGUUUCUGAUUUAUUGGUAAUUUUUUGAAAUUUGUUGUUAAAUGAAAAACAAUUUGUUGUUACAGUAUCAUGGAAAUAUUGAAAGUACUCCAGAACAAGAAAAAUCGUUGAUCAAAAAUGUUCUGAAACAUGAUGGAGUUUUAACUCUUCGACUUCUUGAUGCAAACAGCGGUCGACUUCAUUCAGAAAUGUUGAUGGAAAAAAUUUGGAAACUUUCGAUUGGAGGUGAUUUUUAUUUUAUAGUUCUUUUAUGGAUUUCGAAAAAUUUCCUCUUCCAGAUUCUACAACUUCAACACCAUCUUCACAAACUCAAUAGUGAGUUGACUUUCUCUUAAAAUUACAGUAAUCCGGGGGAGGAAAUUUUUCUGCUUAUGCGUAUCUUCUUUUUGUUUUUUCCAAAGUGGAAUAUAUUAUUUUUUGAAGAUUCGUUGAUUGAUUCAUUUGAAGACAUCUCAAGUUUUGAAGAAGAUUACCAUCCAAGUAAGAAAAGUUCCUCCUCUUCAAAUUUUUUUGAUUAAAGGGUUGGUGCUUUCCUGGUGAAAAAAUCGUCUGCAAAAAGGCGUCACAGUGUUGUUUUCAAAGUUGUGUGCAAACAGACACACGAAAAUUCAAAAACAAGUUGUGCGGUAGAGCGCAUUUACAUGCUUUGUUUCGUAGGUUUUAACUCGCUUGUGUUUUUGAGGAAAAACACGGGCUGAAUUGAUACUAGAAUUUUUCUAAAACUGGAACCUUCCAGGAGCACCUUAUUCCUAUCUAAACCAAACAAGAUUCCCUGGCGGAGCACCAACCCUUUAAAAAAAUAAAAAUCAAUUUUUCCAGGUAGUAUAUUGUAUUUUACUGAAGACGAAUCGAGUUUAUGAAUUGUUCUUUUUCUUUAUGCGAACGAAUGAUAAUAAAAGUUUUUCUGAAUUUAGUUUUGAUUUUAUGAAUGGAUAA
Caenorhabditis angaria is the source of this 2142-nucleotide messenger RNA. The record is from the annotation of a GenBank genome assembly. Lineage: Eukaryota; Metazoa; Nematoda; Chromadorea; Rhabditida; Rhabditidae.